Messenger RNA from Vicia faba (fava bean), 429 nucleotides. The record is from the annotation of a GenBank genome assembly. NCBI's taxonomy places the organism in Eukaryota, Viridiplantae, Streptophyta, Magnoliopsida, Fabales, Fabaceae.
AUGCCCUUAGGCACGGCCAUACAUAACAUAGAAAUAACACUUGGAAAGGGUGGACAAUUAGCUAGAGCAGCGGGUGCUGUAGCGAAACUGAUUGCAAAAGAGGGUAAAUCAGCAACAUUAAAAUUACCUUCUGGAGAGGUCCGUUUGAUAUCAAAAAACUGCUCAGCAACAGUCGGACAAGUGGGGAAUGUUGGGGUAAACCAGAAAAGUUUGGGCAGAGCCGGAGCUAAACGUUGGCGAGGCAAGCAUCCUGUAGUAAGAGGGGUAGUUAUGAACCCUGUAGACCAUCCACAUGGGGGUGGUGAAGGGAGGGCCCCAAUUGGUAGAAAAAAACCCUCAACUCCUUGGGGGUAUCCUGCACUUGGAAGAAGAACUAGAAAAAGGAAGAAAUAUAGUGAUAAUUUGAUUCUUCGUCGCCGUAGUCAAUAG